Solanum stenotomum is the source of this 1639-nucleotide messenger RNA. Its product is annotated as abscisic acid 8'-hydroxylase 3-like. Lineage: Eukaryota; Viridiplantae; Streptophyta; Magnoliopsida; Solanales; Solanaceae. The transcript has 9 exons. The record is from RefSeq and is a predicted model, not a curated record. Gene Ontology annotation, molecular function: iron ion binding; monooxygenase activity; heme binding. Gene Ontology annotation, biological process: multicellular organism development; sterol metabolic process; brassinosteroid biosynthetic process. Bases 28 to 1488 code for a protein of 486 amino acids.
AGGUUGACAUUAAAAUCGAAUCAGAAUAUGCUUACCAUGUCAAUGGAAGACAUUCUUCUCCUACUAAGCAAAUACUAUGAUAUUCUUCUGGUUUCAAUACUUGUCAUAAGUAUUACUGCACUUUACUUGUCAAAGGGAGCUAAAAAUGCAAAAAACUGCAUACCUGGGAGUUUGGGAAUACCUUUCGUGGGUGAAACCUUUGCACUUCUAUCAGCAACCAACAGUGUCAAAGGUUGUUAUGAAUUUGUUAGACUUCGACGCGAAUGGCAUGGAAAAUGGUUCAAAACCAGAAUUUUCGGGAAGAUACAUGUGUUUGUUCCAAGUGUUGAGGGUGCGAAAGAAAUUUUUACUAAUGAUUUUGCUCUAUUCAACAAGGGCUACGUGAAAUCGAUGGCAGAUGCUGUGGGAAAGAAAAGUUUGUUAUGUGUUCCUCAAGAAAGUCACAAAAGGAUUAGGCGCCUCCUAUCUGAUCCUUUCUCUAUGAAUUCACUGUCUAAGUUUGUCCAGAGAUUUGAUAAAAUGCUAUAUGAAAGAUUGAAGAAAGUACAAAAGGAAGGGAAGAGUUUCACUGUGCUUGACUUCAACAUGAAGAUAACAUUCGAUGCAAUGUGCGAUAUGCUGAUGAGCAUCAAAGAUUCUUCUCUGCUAGAACAAAUUGAAAAAGACUGCACUGCUAUUUCUGAUGCCAUGCUGUCCUUUCCAGUCAUGAUUCCGGGCACCAGAUAUUUUAAAGGCAUCAAGGCACGUGGAAGGCUAAUGGAGACCUUUAAGGGAAUGAUAACAGCUCGGCGCAAUGGGAAGGAAUAUUAUGAAGACUUCCUGCAGUCCAUGUUGGAGAAGGAUUCAUGUCCAGCUAAUCAAAAGCUUGAUGAUGAAGAGAUCAUGGAUAAUUUGUUAACGCUGAUAAUUGCAGGGCAGACAACAACUGCUGCUGCAAUGAUGUGGAGUGUCAAGCUUUUGGAUGAGCACAGAGGAGCCCAGAACAGGCUCAGAGAAGAACAGCUUUCAAUACUCAGAAACAAGCCUAAUGGAGCCUUACUAACUAUGGAUGAUCUCAAUAGCAUGUCCUAUGCGUCAAAGGUUGUGAAGGAGACGUUGAGGAUGUCGAAUGUCUUGCUAUGGUUCCCUCGGGUUGCACUUAAUGACUGUAGUAUUGAAGGUUUUGAAAUAAAGAAAGGGUGGCAUGCGAACAUAGAUGCAACGUGCAUACACUACGAUCCAACAUUAUACAAAGACCCUAUGCAGUUCAAUCCUUCAAGAUUCGAUGAAAUUCAAAAACCAUAUAGCUACAUUCCUUUUGGAUCAGGACCCCGUACUUGCUUGGGAAUUAACAUGGCAAAAGUGACCAUGUUGGUGUUUUUGCACAGAUUAACAACUGGAUACAAAUGGACAGUUGACGAUCCAGAUCGCAGCUUGGAAAGAAAAGCCCAUAUUCCCAGAUUAAGAAGUGGGUGUCCAAUAACUUUGACAGCCUUGGUGGAUGAAUAGCAAACUUCUCCAAAUGGGCCCAUUAAGAAGAUAGAUAACAAGUUACAAAUUUUAUUGUGGAACAAUGGGUCAAGUAAUUGAUAGGAAUGGAUGAUGUAAUCCACAACUUUUCCGUGCUUCUCCUAGUUGAUAAUUCAAAAGUAUGAAUAUG